UUCUAUUUAUAACCCCCUCCGGGUUCUGGGUACGCAGCCCAAACCCCCUCAUACACCUCAUCCCCGAGUACGAAGCGCGCGUCUCCAGAUUUGGCGACUCCACCGCCCCGCCGCGAGAUCGAAGCGCGGCGCCGCCGGCCCCGUUCGGCUCUCCCCAGCAUAUAGCUGCUACCAUGGCAUCCAAUACAGGAGCGUCAGGAUGGCUAAGGGGUAAGGUGAAGGGUGUGACUUCUGGUGACUGCCUUCUCAUCAUGGGUAGUACAAAGGCAGAGAUUCCACCAGAGAAGUCCAUCACUCUGUCAUACCUUAUGGCCCCAAGACUGGCUCGUCGUAGUGGGGUGGAUGAGCCAUUUGCUUGGGAAAGCAGGGAGUUUCUGAGGAAACUCUGCGUAGGAAAGGAGGUCACAUUCAGAGUGGAUUACACUGCUCCUAAUGUUGGACGAGAAUUUGGUACUGUGUACCUUGGCGAUAAGAAUGUUGCCUACUCAGUAGUUGCUGCAGGAUGGGCAAGGGUUAAGGAGCAAGGCCCGAAGGGUGGUGAACAAAGCCCAUACCUCGCUGAACUGCAAAGGUUGGAGGAAGUUGCCAAGCAACAGGGUUUAGGCCGUUGGAGCAAGGAACCAGGUGCUGCUGAAGAAUCAAUAAGAGAUCUUCCACCAUCAGCAAUUGGUGAAUCAAGCGGUUUCGAUUCAAAGGGUUUUGCGGUUGCCAAUAAAGGGAAGAGUCUGGAAGCUAUUGUUGAACAAGUUCGUGAUGGCAGUACUAUUCGUGUUUACUUGCUCCCAAGUUUCCAGUUUGUCCAGAUUUAUGUUGCUGGAGUACAGGCUCCAUCCAUGGGGAGACGCCCACCGAAUCCUACUGUUGUUGCCGAAGUGGAGGGCACUGCUGAUGGCACCACAAAUGGUGACGAUUCUGUGGAAAGUCCUGCACCACUGACUACAGCACAAAGGCUUGCUGCAUCGGCAGUCUCUACUGAAAUUCCGCCAGAUAGGUUUGGAAGAGAAGCCAAGCACUUCACAGAGACUCGAGUUCUGAACAGAGAUGUGCGGAUUGUGGUUGAGGGCACAGACAGUUUUAAUAAUAUAAUUGGUUCGGUGUAUUACCCUGAUGGUGACACUGCAAAGGAUUUGUCCCUUGAGCUUGUUGAAAAUGGUCUUGCGAAAUAUGUUGAAUGGAGUGCGAACAUGCUAGAUGUGGAAGUCAAAAUAAAGCUGAAGAAUGCUGAACUUCAGGCAAAGAAGGAUCAGCUGCGAAUUUGGACUGGAUUUAAGCCACCAGCGACAAACUCGAAGCCAAUCCAUGACCAGAAAUUCACAGGGAAAGUGGUCGAAGUGGUGAGUGGGGAUUGCAUUAUUGUUGCUGAUGAUGCUGCUCCAUAUGGCAGUCCUACAGCAGAACAACGGGUUAAUCUUUCAAGUAUCAGGGCUCCUAAGCUAGGCAAUCCUCGUAGAGAGGACAACAAGCCCGCAAAUUUUGCUCGUGAAUCUAAGGAAUUCUUGCGCACCCGAUUGAUUGGCAAACAAGUUACUGUUGAAAUGGAAUAUUCUAGAAGGAUCAGCACCGUGGAUGGACAGAAUGCUGCGCCCACAACGAACAUGGCUGACACCAGAGUUUUAGACUAUGGAUCGGUUUUUCUAGGUUCACCAGCUGGUGGAGAUGACACAUCUUCUAUUCCGAACACAGGCAACCAGCCUAGAAUUAAUGUUGCUGAGCUUUUGCUUUCACGUGGAUUUGCUGAGAUAUCCAAACACCGUGACUAUGAGGAAAGAUCACAUUAUUUUGAUGCUCUAUUAGCAGCUCACUCACGUGCUGAGAAAGCCAAGAAAGGACUUCAUUCUGACAAACUUUCUCCUGUCAUGCAUAUAACAGAUUUGACAAUGGUUUCUGCAAAGAAGGCAAAAGACUUCCUUCCCUUCCUACAAAGGAACAGAAGGCAGAGUGCUAUUGUUGAAUAUGUUUUCAGUGGCCAUCGUUUCAAACUAACAAUUCCAAAGGAGACUUGCAGCAUCGCCUUUUCAUUGUCUGGUGUUAGGUGCCCUGGUAAAGAUGAGCCCUAUUCAAGUGAAGCUAUUGCUCUAAUGAGGAGGAUGAUUCUACAGCGCGAUGUCGAGAUUGAGGUUGAAACGGUUGAUAGAAAUGGAACAUUCUUAGGUUCCUUGUGGGAGUCCAAGACCAACAUAUCUUCUGUUCUUUUGGAGGCUGGCUUGGCCAAGCUAAGUUCAUUUGGCUUGGAUAGGAUUGCGGAUGCUCAUGUCCUCACAAAAGCUGAGCAGUCUGCAAAGCAGCAGAAACUGAAGAUAUGGGAGAACUACGUUGAGGGUGAAGAAGUGUCCAAUGGAUCUGCCUCUGAAUCCAAACAGAAGGAAAUUCUCAAGGUUGUUGUUACUGAAGUUCUUGGUGGUGGAAAGUUCUAUGCCCAGACAGUAGGUGACCAGAGAGUGUCUUCCAUUCAACAACAACUUGCAUCAUUGAAACUUAAAGAAGCGCCAGUCAUUGGUGCUUUUAAUCCCGUAAAGGGAGAGAUAGUCCUUGCGCAAUUUAGCCUCGACAACUCCUGGAAUAGAGCCAUGAUUGUUAAUGGACCUCGAGGAGCUGUCGAAUCUGUAGAUGACAAGUUUGAAGUAUUCUACAUUGAUUAUGGUAACCAAGAAGUGGUUCCUUACAGUCGCAUACGUCCUGCAGACCCAUCAGUUUCCUCCUCUCCUGCUCUUGCCCAGCUGUGCAGUCUUGCAUUCAUAAAAGUCCCUGGUCUGGAAGAUGAUUAUGGCCAGGAGGCAGCUGAGUAUCUUAGUGAAUGCUUGCUCAGCAGUUCAAAACAAUUCCGAGCAAUGAUCGAAGAGCGUGACGUUUCUGGUGGGAAAUCAAAGGGACAAGGGACUGGAGCUACUCUCAUUGUGACUCUGGUUGACGCAGAGACAGAAUCCAGCAUCAAUGCUGCCAUGCUUGAGGAAGGGGUUGCGCGACUUGAAAGAAGCAAGAGAUGGGACACCAGGGAGAGGAAGACGGCUCUCCAAAAUCUGGAACAGUUCCAGGAGAAAGCUAAGAAGGAAAGGCUGCGGCUUUGGCAGUACGGAGAUGUCGAAUCUGACGAGGAGGAGCAAGCUCCAGGUGCAAGGAAACCAGGAGGGCGUCGGUAGACGAGAGAAAGCGGCUCGAGAAAGUGGUAUGGUCAUGGCUUAGCUUUGAAGUUUUUUGGACACCAAGUGGAACUCAGCCGGGAACUUAUAUGAAAACUAGUAAGAGGACUUCAUUCAUGCAGUUAGAAGAGAACUUAGCAAGGCGAAACUUUCUCAGUUUGAGCACUGUCAAUGCAGAACUGUUCCUUUUUUACAUCAUUAAAGUUAAAUAGCUGAAAUACAUUGUUUUUCCCCUAAGCUUAAUAAGGUCGUGUCCUUGUGGACUGCUUUUCCUUGUAGACAGAACAUUAAUACUGAGAACUGUAGUCAAUUAAAAUUCAGGCUUGGAGUUGAAUGUCGCAAUAGAGUAACUUGUACUACUGUCCCAUGCUUUGGAUGUGAUUC
Molecule: messenger RNA, 3521 nt
Organism: Brachypodium distachyon (stiff brome)
Lineage: Eukaryota; Viridiplantae; Streptophyta; Magnoliopsida; Poales; Poaceae
Product: ribonuclease TUDOR 1
Exons: 17
Coding region: 174-3137 (987 amino acids)
Biological process (GO): mRNA catabolic process; regulatory ncRNA-mediated gene silencing
Cellular component (GO): RISC complex; nucleus; cytosol
Molecular function (GO): nuclease activity; RNA binding
Source: RefSeq, a predicted model, not a curated record